Molecule: messenger RNA, 1830 nt
Organism: Tupaia belangeri chinensis (Chinese tree shrew)
Lineage: Eukaryota; Metazoa; Chordata; Mammalia; Scandentia; Tupaiidae
Gene: YPEL1
Product: yippee like 1
Exons: 5
Coding region: 16-678 (220 amino acids)
Source: RefSeq, a predicted model, not a curated record
ACCAAGGACCCCAGCAUGAAGACCCCGAGCCUGGGGAGAUGGCUGUCCUCGUGGGAGUGUUCUGGGCCUGUUGUCGCAGGCCUGGCACUGGCCACCUGGACAGCACCAGCCGAGACCCCGCUCGAGCAGAGUGCUCUCUGGGGACGUGCAGGUCGGGGCGUCUUUCUCUCGUCGCAGCUGUGUGGACGGCGCCACACGCCUUCCCGGACAACGACGGCUCUUGCGUGCGUCUUCCAGUGUCUCUUUUGUCAGAGAGCCCAGCAGAGCCCCAGGUCUUCCAGCGCCAGCCCUGAGCUGAGUGAGGAGUGGCCGGCCGAGAUGGUGAAGAUGACCAAAUCCAAAACUUUCCAAGCGUACCUGCCAACCUGCCACCGCACGUACAGCUGCAUCCACUGCAGGGCCCACCUGGCCAACCACGACGAGCUGAUCUCCAAGUCCUUCCAGGGGAGCCAGGGCCGGGCCUACCUCUUCAACUCCGUGGUGAACGUGGGCUGCGGCCCCGCGGAGGAGAGGGUCCUGCUCACGGGGCUGCACGCGGUGGCCGACAUAUACUGUGAGAACUGCAAGACCACGCUGGGCUGGAAGUAUGAGCACGCCUUCGAGAGCAGUCAGAAAUACAAGGAGGGGAAAUUCAUUAUCGAGCUCGCGCACAUGAUCAAGGACAAUGGCUGGGAGUAAAGGGGAAACCUGCCCUUCGCGUUUGAAUAUAUUUUGUGAAAGACGGGGACGUGGUGACUGCGGACGCCUGAACUCUGACCUCGCGGGCUCGCCCUGCCAGCCCCUGCCAGCCUUCGCGUGUCCCGGCGCGCCCUUGGGUAAGGUGUCCCUCCGAUCCGGUCCUCUCCACGUACGCGGCCGCUCCGGAACAUUCUCCUGCGACCUUCCCUAACUUCGCAAGCUCAGGAGAAAAAACGACCCGGCUGAUGACCCCUAGCGAGCGCUCCCGCUCGGCCUGCGCCUGGUCUGUGCGGUGUGGCCGCGUCUCCACAGGCUCGCUGUGACCGUCGGGCUCUCGUCCUCGCUUUCUCAGAGUCAAGGUAGCGUAGAUCCCCACCCCCGCUUUUUCCCCCCCCUAGUUCACAAAACUACAAAUUGGAUAUUUGUCUUUCAGAUGAACUGUUCAGGCAUAGUGUUCCUUUGAGAAUCUUCUAGAAGCAGUCAACAAACUUAAACAGCAAGGUUUGGGAUUUUUUCGGUUUUUAGUGCAAAGACAGGACACCACUGAGAGGCUGAGCCGCACCCGAAGGGGUGCCUGCUGGACACCCCCGUUUCCUUUCCAUGUCUAGGAAGCCAGUGAGCUAGACCUUAGGACUGUCCCACGGGCCCGCAGAGGCUCCAGCCUCGCAGGGUCUGGUCCUGGUCCCGGCCCAUGGCCCUCAGCCUUCACAGUGGCCAAGUGGCUGGUCCAUGCAGUUACUGAGUCCCACAUCUGACCAAGUAAGAGUCGGGUUUCGUUCUACCCUGGACGUACUUGAAGAAAAAAUUAUUUUUGCAGAGGAGAGGCCGACAGGGAAAACUUCUAUCUUUUCAGAAAUGGUUCAAGUUGCAAGGCGGGCUUCACCUUUGUAGGAGAGGUUUGGCUUGCUGCCGGUCCCCCUGCCUGCAGGGACCUGUCAUGGACCCAUGGGAAGGGACCGGUGCCCUCGCCAAGCCCUGUUUCUCCCACUUAGUUGUCGCCUUGGUCCACUGUCCAUGUGGGUCUCUGCUGGGAGUGGGGUUUGCCAAUUUGCAGAGAACGAAGGCCAAGAGACAUUCCAGAUAAGAUUCGGUUUUCAACAUUUUGUAACCUGAGGGCAGAGGGCCCUGGGCGGGGCGGGGCGGGGGCGGGGG